Molecule: messenger RNA, 948 nt
Organism: Protopterus annectens (West African lungfish)
Lineage: Eukaryota; Metazoa; Chordata; Ceratodontiformes; Protopteridae
Product: bcl-2-related ovarian killer protein homolog A-like
Exons: 2
Coding region: 67-630 (187 amino acids)
Biological process (GO): extrinsic apoptotic signaling pathway in absence of ligand; regulation of apoptotic process; intrinsic apoptotic signaling pathway in response to DNA damage
Cellular component (GO): mitochondrial outer membrane
Molecular function (GO): protein homodimerization activity; protein heterodimerization activity
Source: RefSeq, a predicted model, not a curated record
GCUGUCAAGCUACACAUAAUGCCAAGCUGCUGAAAUGAUCUGACCAAAUCAGCUACAGCUUUACACAUGGCUCUCAGUGAACAGGAAGAUCCCAUAGUACGAGAAGCCUAUGUUAUGUCUCAUGAUUACAUUGCUUAUGUGACAGGGAGGGCCUCCAGUCGAGCUCCUUCUAAGACAGCUGCAGCCCUAAGAAAUGCUGGAGAUGAACUCUUAGAGAAGUUCCCCAUAUUUUUUAAGCGCUGGCCGCGAUUAUUUCAGGAUGUGUCAGAGGAGAAUGCCUGCAUGUAUUUGAUUAAAAUUCUGGAUGAACACUUUAAGCCACAGAAACCAAACCCUUCUAAGCAGCUAACCUGGAGUGAAAUUCUGUCUAUCUAUGUGCUGGCAGGACAGAUGGCCAUACACUGUCAAGAAAAUGGCAUGGAAAAGAUUCUAGAUUCACUGCCAGACCAAGUUGGUGAAUACGUGGAGAAGCUUGUGUGUCCAGUUCUUAAAGAAAAGGGUGGCUGGAAUGGCUUUAUAAUCCGUUAUUCUAAGAAAGAAAGCCCAGAGACAAAAGUGAUUAAAAUCUGCUGUGGAACUUUGCUGCUGUUAACUGUAGCCUCCAUCAUCUAUUAUGUUUUGAAAAGAUGAGCUUUGAAGAAUGGAAUUGUCUGCACAAUGUAUACAAGCAAGCUGCAACCAUUCACAGCAAACAGAACAGUUAUGGUAAGUUGUCGACAUGAAGAAUCAAACUUUGGGAGCUAUGAACAGUAAUAUUGGCACAUGAGAACAUACCUUAGAACCUGGGCACAAACUGGACUCAUUACAUUAGAUAUAUGGCUUUAACCAGCUUCUGUAACAGCUGACUGUUAAGAUGUAUAAAAAUAUUUUAGAAAUGUAGUUGAUUUUACCUGUUCACCUUUUUAGAAAAAAAAUAUUGAAAAGCCAAAUUAAAUUACAGCAAAAAUG